Oncorhynchus nerka (sockeye salmon) is the source of this 6940-nucleotide messenger RNA. Its product is annotated as neuroblast differentiation-associated protein AHNAK-like. The record is from RefSeq and is a predicted model, not a curated record. Gene Ontology annotation, molecular function: protein binding. Gene Ontology annotation, biological process: regulation of RNA splicing. Gene Ontology annotation, cellular component: nucleus; cytoplasm. NCBI's taxonomy places the organism in Eukaryota, Metazoa, Chordata, Actinopteri, Salmoniformes, Salmonidae.
GGGGGAGAGACCUCGCCCACAAGGAUCCUCCCCUGUAGAUGAAUACCCUGAGACUGACGAAUACACUGACAUUGACAAACAGGGUGGAGGUGGGAGUGGCAAGAAAGGAAAGAGGGGUUUUGGGUCCCUUUUUGAAAAGCGCUCCCCUGCCAAGAUGAGUGAACUGGAGAGCUCAGAGUCGGGAGUGAUUGUGAGAAUGGCAAAAGAGACAUGUGCCGAGGGUCUUGUUGUGAGCGGAGGAGGGAAGGAGGGCAUCUUCAUUAAGGAAGUGAGGCCAGAGUCCCCAGCCUCAAAGCUUCUUAGUGUACAUGAGGGUGAUCAGAUACUCAGUGCCACAGUGUAUUUUGACGAUGUUAAAUAUGAAGAUGCCCUUCAGAUAUUGGAACAUGCACAGCCUUACAAGAUGGAGUUACUUCUGAAACGCAAACCAAUAAAGAUAUCCACCCUUGAGAGUGAACCAGCCCUUGAAUCCCAAGUGGAACAAGGUUCCUCUCUGGAAAUGAGGGGACAUUCAAAGACAAAAAGGCACGGUGACCGAAUCUCUUGGCCCAACUUCCCCUCCUUUAGCAAAAGUCGAAAGUCCCAUUUUAAGAGGUCUCACAGUACCGCAGAUGCAGAUGAUCAGAGGAAGCUGGAGCUGAGCCCAACAACAAGUGACACAGAGUCGCCAAUCAAAUCUCAGGAGGCUGUCAAGGGCAGGACAAAGAAGCAGAAGAUAAAAUUGUCAAGUCUAAAGAUGAAGGGCCGCAAGAGCAGGUCUGUUGAACAGUCGGGCCAGGACACAGACAUACUAACUGUAGAAUGUGCGCAAGUUAUGGAAAUCCAACAGAGUCAAGAUGACAUAUACUCACUGGAUGGUCUAGAGAGCACAUCAGGAGAAACACCUCAAGUAUAUGUGUUUGAAUCAGAAUCAGAAAAAAUGGAAUCCACCAAGAUAAAAAAUGAAUGCUCUCUUCCGGACCUGACAGGCUCGGAAAACAAACAGCACAAGGUAGAACUCAUCAGACUGGACAAAACUUUGAAAACCACAGACAUAACAGUUGCUUUUGCUGAUCAAGAGAGUCCCUUAACCAAGACAUCUCUGGAGGAAAAGAAAAAGAAGAAAGAGAAGAAAGAGAGGUCAGAACUAAAGUUUAGGAUCAAGGGAAAGGAGACAAAAGACAAACACAAGCAAGAAAAACAUGUAAAAUCAUCCCCAAAAAGCAUGAAGAUACCAGGAGCAGAUAUCAUAACAUCUGAUCUGUCUGCACAUGACAAUACCUUGCUGAUUCCAACUAUAGUAUCACAUAUUAAGCUGAUGGAGCGUCAACUGCCAAUUGACAUGUCAGAUGUAGGACUUAUCAGGAAAUCCCCUCAGAUUGGACAAGAACGAGACUUGAAAGAAACAUAUGUUAAAACAAAUUUAAAUGCACAGGAAAUGCAUGCUAAGGUCACCAGUAUUACAAUGGAACCUGACUUGCAGAUGGAAAUACGGGCUUUAAAGUUACCUACAGAGACAAGCAUUGAUGACGCUUUAGUACAAAUUGGUACAAGGACUGCUACCAAGUUCAAGCUGCCAAGGGAGGACCUUGCUGACUUUGUUACUGCUGAACCUAUAAAAAUGACAGACGUGAGGAUUGUAAAAAUGGAUGUGAAAAGCCUUAAAGUUGAGGAUAGGGGGUUGAAGAUACUUCCAAACCGUGAUGAUAUUGAGAUCCCCGGCAUGGAAGAUGCAUCAUCAACUGGCACCAAAACCCCAGUGAUCAAACAGCCUAAAACGGCAUUCACUCUUCCUGUUGAAGAAAUUCAGGCGCAGACUGUUCAGAUGGUUAUAGACGUUGACAGAGUUAAAGAGGCUGUCUCCAAAUUGCCAGGGUUCAAGCUGCCAAAGGGUGACACCUUAGGACUGCCUGCUCAUCAAGAAAUCACAAAGACAGAUGUGAAUGCAGAAAGAGUCAAUGUGACAGUAGAAAACACCCUGUCUAAAAUCACAGACAUAAAGGCACAGUUGGACACAUAUGUCAAAAAGACUGACAUAAAUGCUUCACCUGAGAAGUUGAGCAGGAGCUCAGUUACCACAAUCAAAUUGCCAAAGAACCAACUUUCUGAUCUAGGUGCUCAUGAACCUAUUACUAUGACAGAAAUAUACCAUAAAGAAAGAAAAGAGGAAGCUGGAAGGACCAAUGAGGUUGAAAUCCAAAUUGAACUCCAUAAACGAGAGAACGUGGAGAUACCUGGAAUGGAAAAUAUACAUCAAAAAGGAUCUCCCAACCAAGUGGAAAGGGAAAAAGAGUUGGCAGUACCAGUACCUGAGUGGCCAACCAUCAAAGCCGAGGAGUCAAAUGUAAUUCCUUACACUAAAGGAUUAGAUAAGAAGUCAAAGAAAGCAAAGAUGUCAAUGCCUGCUCCAAAUGUCGCCGUAGGUGUACCUGAUGUGGAAAAGGACAUUAAGGUUCAAGGAACUGAAAUACCAGAACCCAAACUGACAAUGUCAGAAAUUAACAUUGAAAAGCCAAGGGUUGAUAUUAAAAGUCCAAAUGAAGAUGUGGAUGUCAAUCUUAAAAAACUUGAAAUGUUCACUUUAACAGAAAUCAAAGUGCAGGUCCAACCACCUAGCGUUGAACUCAAAGUGCCUUCUGGUGAAGUUGAAAUACCUGAGGGAGCGGCUAAGGAAAUUGAUGUAAAAAUAAAAAAGCCACAGAUGUCAUUUGGAUGGUUUUCAAAACCAGAAGUGAAAGCACCCGAGGUUGAUAUCAGUCUUACAAACGUGGAUAUUUCACUUCCAGAAGGAAAGGUGGAGGUCAAAGAGCCAGACGUGGAAAUUAAAUCUCCAGAAGGUCAAAUUAAAAUGAAACAUGAUAUUGAGCUUGAGGGACAAGGAAGUCAAUUUAAAUUACCCAAAUUUGGAUUUUCAAAACCUGAAGUGAAAGCACCAGAGGUUGAUAUCAGUCUUCCAGAGGUGGAUAUUUCUCUUCCUGAGGGAAAGGUGGAGGUCAAAGAGCCAGAGGUGGAAAUGAAAACUCCAGAGAUUCCAGUUGAUGUGAAAGAUACCGUAGGCUCCCCCUCAAGAUUCAAAAUGCCAACUUUAAAAUUCCCUAAAUUUGGAGCAGCUUCUCCAAAUGUCACAAUAGAGGUACCUGAUUUGGACAAGGACAUCAAGGUUCAUGGAACUGAAAUACCUGAACCCAAGCUGGCAAUAUCAGCAUUUAACAUUGAAAAGCCAAGUGUUGACCUUAAAGGUCCAUCUAUAGAUGUCAAUCGUAAAAAAAAUGAAAAUGUCACUUUACCAGAGGUCAAAAUGAACGUCCAACCACCAAGCAUUGAACUCAAAGUGCCUUCUGGUGAAGUUGAAAUGCCUGAGGGAGCUGCUCCAGAAAUGGAUGUAAAAAUGAAAAAGCCCAGGAUGUCAUUUGGAUGGUUUUCAAAACCAGAAGCGAAAGCACCCGAGGUUGAUGUCAGUCUUACAAACGUGGAUUUUUCACUUCCAGACGGAAAGGUGGAGGUCAAAGAGCCAGACGUGGAAAUGAAAUCUCCAGAUGUUCAAAUUGAAAUGAAACAUGAUUUUGAGCUUGAGGGACAAGGAAGUAAAUUUAAAUUACCAAAAUUUGGACUCUCAUUGCCAAGAGUUAAAGGUCCUGAAAUUGGCUUAAGUCUGUCAAAGACAGAUGUAGAUGUUGACUUACCAGAGGGAAGAGCAGACCUCCAACUACCUGAUGUGGAAGUCGGAGUGCCCUCUGUUGAAGUUGAAAUACCAGAAGCAGGUUCUAAAGAUAUUGAUGUGAAAAUGAGAAAGCCAAGAAUGUCAUUCCCCAAAUUUGGAUUUUCAAAACCUGAAGUGAAAGCACCAGAGGUUGAUAUCAGUCUUCCAGAGGUGGAUAUUUCUCUUCCUGAGGGAAAGGUGGAGGUCAAAGAGCCAGAGGUGGAAAUGAAAACUCCAGAGAUUCAAGUUGAUGUGAAAGAUACCGUAGGCUCCCCCUCAAGAUUCAAAAUGCCAACUUUAAAAUUCCCUAAAUUUGGAGCAGCUUCUCCAAAUGUCACAAUAGAGGUACCUGAUUUGGACAAGGACAUCAAGGUUCAUGGAACUGAAAUACCUGAACCCAAGCUGACAAUAUCAGCAUUUAACAUCGAAAAGCCAAGUGUUGACCUUAAAGGUCCAUCUAUAGAUGUCAAUCGUAAAAAAAAUGAAAAUGUCACUUUACCAGAGGUCAAAAUGAACGUCCAACCACCAAGCAUUGAACUCAAAGUGCCUUCUGGUGAAGUUGAAAUGCCUGAGGGAGCUGCUCCAGAAAUGGAUGUAAAAAUGAAAAAGCCCAGGAUGUCAUUUGGAUGGUUUUCAAAACCAGAAGCGAAAGCACCCGAGGUUGAUGUCAGUCUUACAAACGUGGAUUUUUCGCUUCCAGACGGAAAGGUGGAGGUCAAAGAGCCAGACGUGGAAAUGAAAUCUCCAGAUGUUCAAAUUGAAAUGAAACAUGAUAUUGAGCUUGAGGGACAAGGAAGUAAAUUUAAAUUACCAAAAUUUGGACUCUCAUUGCCAAGAGUUAAAGGUCCUGAAAUUGGCUUAAGUCUGUCAAAGACAGAUGUAGAUGUCGACUUACCAGAGGGAAGAGCAGACCUCCAACUACCUGAUGUGGAAGUCGGAGUGCCCUCUGUUGAAGUUGAAAUACCAGAAGCAGGUUCUAAAGAUAUUGAUGUGAAAAUGAGAAAGCCAAGAAUGUCAUUCCCCAAAUUUGGAUUUUCAAAACCUGAAGUGAAAGCACCAGAGGUUGAUAUCAGUCUUCCAGAGGUGGAUAUUUCUCUUCCUGAGGGAAAGGUGGAGGUCAAAGAGCCAGAGGUGGAAAUGAAAACUCCAGAGAUUCCAGUUGAUGUGAAAGAUACCGUAGGCUCCCCCUCAAGAUUCAAAAUGCCAACUUUAAAAUUCCCUAAAUUUGGAGCAGCUUCUCCAAAUGUCACAAUAGAGGUACCUGAUUUGGACAAGGACAUCAAGGUUCAUGGAACUGAAAUACCUGAACCCAAGCUGGCAAUAUCAGGAUUUAACAUUGAAAAGCCAAGUGUUGACCUUAAAGGUCCAUCUAUAGAUGUCAAUCGUAAAAAAAAUGAAAAUGUCACUUUACCAGAGGUCAAAAUGAACGUCCAACCACCAAGCAUUGAACUCAAAGUGCCUUCUGGUGAAGUUGAAAUGCCUGAGGGAGCUGCUCCAGAAAUGGAUGUAAAAAUGAAAAAGCCCAGGAUGUCAUUUGGAUGGUUUUCAAAACCAGAAGCGAAAGCACCCGAGGUUGAUGUCAGUCUUACAAACGUGGAUUUUUCACUUCCAGACGGAAAGGUGGAGGUCAAAGAGCCAGACGUGGAAAUGAAAUCUCCAGAUGUUCAAAUUGAAAUGAAACAUGAUUUUGAGCUUGAGGGACAAGGAAGUAAAUUUAAAUUACCAGAAUUUGGACUCUCAUUGCCAAGAGUUAAAGGUCCUGAAAUUGGCUUAAGUCUGUCAAAGACAGAUGUAGAUGUUGACUUACCAGAGGGAAGAGCAGACCUCCAACUACCUGAUGUGGAAGUCGGAGUGCCCUCUGUUGAAGUUGAAAUACCAGAAGCAGGUUCUAAAGAUAUUGAUGUGAAAAUGAGAAAGCCAAGAAUGUCAUUCCCCAAAUUUGGAUUUUCAAAACCUGAAGUGAAAGCACCAGAGGUUGAUAUCAGUCUUCCAGAGGUGGAUAUUUCUCUUCCCGAGGGAAAGGUGGAGGUCAAAGAGCCAGAGGUGGAAAUGAAAACUCCAGAGAUUCAAGUUGAUGUGAAAGAUACCGUAGGCUCCCCCUCAAGAUUCAAAAUGCCAACUUUAAAAUUCCCUAAAUUUGGAGCAGCUUCUCCAAAUGUCACAAUAGAGGUACCUGAUUUGGACAAGGACAUCAAGGUUCAUGGAACUGAAAUACCUGAACCCAAGCUGACAAUAUCAGCAUUUAACAUCGAAAAGCCAAGUGUUGACCUUAAAGGUCCAUCUAUAGAUGUCAAUCGUAAAAAAAAUGAAAAUGUCACUUUACCAGAGGUCAAAAUGAACGUCCAACCACCAAGCAUUGAACUCAAAGUGCCUUCUGGUGAAGUUGAAAUGCCUGAGGGAGCUGCUCCAGAAAUGGAUGUAAAAAUGAAAAAGCCCAGGAUGUCAUUUGGAUGGUUUUCAAAACCAGAAGCGAAAGCACCCGAGGUUGAUGUCAGUCUUACAAACGUGGAUUUUUCGCUUCCAGACGGAAAGGUGGAGGUCAAAGAGCCAGACGUGGAAAUGAAAUCUCCAGAUGUUCAAAUUGAAAUGAAACAUGAUAUUGAGCUUGAGGGACAAGGAAGUAAAUUUAAAUUACCAAAAUUUGGACUCUCAUUGCCAAGAGUUAAAGGUCCUGAAAUUGGCUUAAGUCUGUCAAAGACAGAUGUAGAUGUCGACUUACCAGAGGGAAGAGCAGACCUCCAACUACCUGAUGUGGAAGUCGGAGUGCCCUCUGUUGAAGUUGAAAUACCAGAAGCAGGUUCUAAAGAUAUUGAUGUGAAAAUGAGAAAGCCAAGAAUGUCAUUCCCCAAAUUUGGAUUUUCAAAACCUGAAGUGAAAGCACCAGAGGUUGAUAUCAGUCUUCCAGAGGUGGAUAUUUCUCUUCCUGAGGGAAAGGUGGAGGUCAAAGAGCCAGAGGUGGAAAUGAAAACUCCAGAGAUUCAAGUUGAUGUGAAAGAUACCGUAGUCCCCUCAAGAUUCAAAAUGCCAACUUUAAAAUUCCCUAAAUUUGGAGCAGCUUCUCCAAAUGUCACAAUAGAGGUACCUGAUUUGGACAAGGACAUCAAGGUUCAUGGAACUGAAAUACCUGAACCCAAGCUGACAAUAUCAGCAUUUAACAUCGAAAAGCCAAGUGUUGACCUUAAAGGUCCAUCUAUAGAUGUCAAUCGUAAAAAAAUGAAAAUGUCACUUUACCAGAGGUCAAAAUGAACGUCCAACCACCAA